UCCGCCUUGGUAGCUUCGCAGCCUGAGUGUGACAGGAGCUGGGGUACAGCGGAGGGCCGCAGGGCACUGCCAGCUGGAGAAAUGACUUGUACGUUGCUGGAGUUCUGUCGCUUCCAGGACAUCAAGCCCAUCAGGGACUUCUUAUUCCCAUCACUACGCGAGGAGAAAAAGAGUCCGGAGAAUUUGUCUAACUGGGAAGAUGAAGACUGGGGUGCAUGGGAAGAUCACGAAAAAAAAGAGCCGACAGAAGAAGAAGUCUCCAGCAACGCACCAUCUGUCUAUUGGCUGCAAGACUGCGUGGUAUCCUUAUCACCUACAAAUGAUCUUAUGGUGAUUGCCUACGAGCAGAAAGCCGCAUUUCUAACACCAAAAUGGAAAGCAAAUGAAAAAGGAAAAGAGGAAAUGCAAUAUGAAGUGAUGUGGAGUGGUUCUUUAAAUGUGGAAGAGAAUGAGUAUAUCCGCAGUGCCCUGUGUAUUCCUUUGGCAAGCCAAAAAAGGAGCUCUACUGGGCGCCCAGACUGGACUUGCAUUGUUGUUGGAUUUACCUCUGGUUAUGUGCGAUUUUAUACAGAGAGUGGUGUAUUGCUUCUUGCUCAACUGUUAAAUGAAGACCCCAUCUUGCAACUUAAAUGUCGAACUUAUGAAAUUCCACGACACGCUGGUGUCACAGAACAGCAUGAAGAAUUGAGCAUAUUGUAUCCAUCUGCAGUGGUGACCAUUGAUGGGUUUAGCCUUUUCCAGUCACUGAGGGCUUGUCGCAAUCAGGUAGCAAGAGCUGCUGCAUCAGGAAAUGAGAAUGUGCAGCCUCCACCAUUAGCGUAUAAGAAAUGGGGCCUGCAGGAUGUCACCUCUAUUGUGGACCAUGCCAGCGUUGGUGUGAUGGCUUUAACUCCAUUUGAUCAGAUGAAGACUGCCUCCAUUUUGGGAGGCUUUAAUGCAGCUAUAAAAAGCAGCCCUCCCACUAUGUCCCAGUAUAUUACUGUAGGCUCAAAUCCAUUUGCUGGUUUCUUUUUUGCCCUGGAGGGAAGUACACAGCCAUUAUUAUCUCAUGUUGCUUUAGCAGUUGCCAGCAAGCUCACUUCUGCACUCUUCAAUGCUGCCAGUGGGUGGCUGGGCUGGAAGAGUAAACACGAAGAAGAUCCUCAGCAGAAACAGAAACCCAAAGUUGAGCCUGCUACUCCUCUUGCAGUUAGGUUUGGCCUCCCAGAUUCAAGACGUCUUGGAGAAAGCAUCAGCCUUUCCCCAUGUAACACCUUGGCAGCCGUAACUGAUGACUUUGGGAGAGUCAUUUUAUUGGAUGUGGGAAGAGGACUUGCAAUUAGAAUGUGGAAAGGGUACCGUGAUGCUCAGGUUGGAUGGAUGCAAAUAGUGGAGGACAUACAUGAAAGGGAAUCAGAGAGAGGCAAUGUUUCUGCUUUUGUAAAUAUCCCAGGACCAAGUCGUGUGGCUCAGUAUCUUGUGAUCUAUGCACCUCGCAGAGGCAUUCUUGAAGUAUGGAGCACUCAGCAGGGCCCGCGUUUGUAGGAGCUUUUAAUGUCGGAAAAACACUGCAGGUUACUGUAUCCUGGGUAUAAAAUAAUGGGUUUAAAUAAUGUGACCAGCCCAGGGUGGCAGCCACUGACUUACCAGAUUUGCCUAAUUGAUCCAAUCUCUGGAAGUGUUAGAACUGUGAACACGUUUCAUCUGGCGUUAAGUGAUAAGAAAUGUGAAAGAGCAAAGGAUAUGCAUUUAGUAAAGAAACUUACAACGUUACUGACAGCCAAAGUCCUCAAUCAUGAUCGCCUGGAAGUUGAAGCCAAAGAAAUUAUUUUAGAUAUUAAAUAUCCUGCAACUAAGAAACAGGCUUUAGAACGCAUACUUGCCAGUGACAGAGUCCCACUGUCCUCUCUAACCAGCAUUACCCAAGUAUUAAGGGAUUCUCUUAGAAGUCAAGAGCAUGAGAGCGUUGAUGAAGGACUGCUGCAGUUCUGUGCAGACAAGCUUAAACUUCUACAACUUUAUGAAGCCGUCAAAAAAAUCAACUCCUUUGUGACCGAGACCAACACCUCACCCUCAAAUAAAGAACUAGCCAACUUAUUAAGAUUGGAGGAAGCCGAGUUAACCAGACUGCAGAAUGUAAUUAGGAAAUACAAGCAGGAAAACACUAAAACGGGUGUGAGAUUUGCAGAGGAUGAAGAUGGCAUCUUACCUGUAAAAACAUUCCUAGAAUACCUUGAAUGUGACAAGAACGCUAUUAAUGUGAAGAAGAUAAGUGAUGAGGAUUACAUAGCAUUAGGUAACUUCUUCUUCUGGAAGUGUCUGCAUGGAGAGUGCUCCACACAGGAUAUGUGCCAAACCCUGGAUGCUGCUGGUCUAAGUCCCCAAUUGCUACUGUCCCUACUUCUCAGAGUGUGGCUUUCCAAAGAGAGAGAAAUCCUGGAGAACACACAGUCCUUGUGUUGCCUUCAUAGCAUGCUGUCCCUUCUAAGCAAGAUGAAAGUGGCCAUUGAUGAGUCUUGGGAUGUACAAUCUGUGUCUCCCUGGUGGCAGCAGAUGCGCACAACCUGUGUGGAGUCUACAAGUAAUGGAGCAGCCUUAUUAUCAGCACAUAUUGGACAUUCCGUUGCUGCUUCAAUAACUAAUUCAGCGGCAGAGAAGAAAUUUUCUAAUCCUACUCAGGAGGAUGAGAUUGAAUCACUCAUGGAUUCUUGGGAAGCCCUGUCUCUGGACACUGAAUACUGGAAGCUCUUGCUGAAACAGCUGGAAGACUGCCUGAUUCUCCAGUCUUUACUUCACUGUCAAGUGAACAGGAAGACGGCCAGAAUAUCUUCUCUCCAGAUGGAGCCGCUUGGAAAACUUUCUGUCAAGAAGUUACUUGAAGGUGGAAAAGGGGGUAUAGCUGACACAGUAGCAAAAUGGGUCUUUAAACAAGAUAUCAACCCAAAUAUGUUGAAACUUGCCAGACAGAAAGGAUGCCCUGAAUCUACAGAAGAUCCGAAUGAAAGGAGUAGGAAUGUCUUCUACCCAGGACAAGAGGCUGGAGUAGAUACUGGAGAAAUUCCAGAUUUGCUGAAUUUAGCACACCAGCAUUUCCCCUGCAGCCUUAAUAUAGAUGUGCUGCACGCGCACUGCUGUUGGGAGUACAUUGUGCAGUGGAAUAAAGACCCAGAGGAAGCCCAGUUUUUUGUUCAGUCUACCGAUCACUUAAAGAAUAUUGACAACGCGCAUGUGCAAUAUGGGCUUUCUCUAAUGAUGUGGAAUACAUUUGUAAUAAAACGUUUUUCUGCUGCUGCAUAUCUAAUGGAUAAGGUUGGAAAAGCUCCAAAGGACAGGCUGUGCAGAAGGGAUGUGGGAAUGAGUGAUACAGCAAUGACCUCAUUCCUUGGAAGCUGUUCAGAUCUGAUACAGACAAUGAUGGAGGCUGACGUCAACAGGGAGGAGAUGCAGGCUCCAUUGCUGGAUGUUGAAGAUGCUUGGAUGUCAGUGGAAGGGCCCACGUCUAUAGUGGAGCUUGCUCUGGAGCAGAAGAACAUACACUAUCCCUUGGUGGAGCACCACUUUGUUCUCUCCACCAUCUUGUAUGCCAUCAUGAGGUUUUCUCUCAAAUCUGUAAAGCCACUUGCUCUCUUUGACAGCAAGGGAAAAAAUGCAUUCUUCAAAGACCUGACAUCAAUCCAGCUUCUGCCAAGUGGAAUUAUGGACCCAAGUAUAGUGAGCUUUAGACAACAAUUCCUACUGAAGGUUGUUAGUGCAGCGGUUCAGACGCUGUCCCAGUCUCAGCAUUCUACAGAAUCAGUAGAGGUCCCACCGCAGACACCAGAGAAAUAUGUCGAUUGGCCCACAACGGCUGUAGAACUGGCUCAGCAACUUCAAGUGAAUGAUGAUACAAUAAGGCGACAUUAUGUUUGUGAAUUGUACAGCUAUGGAUUGGACCACUUUGCAGAAGAGGCUAUACUACAAGUCCUUGAUAAAGAUGUACUGGCAUCACAGCUACUGGUGCUUGCUGGGCAGAGGCUGGCGUACGCUUUACUCCACACUCAGACAAAGGAGGGGAUGGAGCUGCUUGCACGACUUCCACCAACGCUGUGUACUUGGAUCAAAGCAAUGGACCCUCAGGAUCUUCAAAACACAAAUGUGCCAAUUGGAAUAACUGCAAAACUGGUGGAUAAAGUAGUUGAACUGUUGCCAGAGAAUCACGGGCAGUACAGCCUUGCAUUGAACCUUAUAGAUGCUGUUGACGCAAUGUCUUGAUUAGGACAAUCUCAGGGCAGGGAUUUUAGUGGAUUAAGUUGAUUAACCCGUUUGCUGCCACAGAGGGCUGCAAUUUUCUGCAAAGCCAGACGUUUCUGCCUUCUAUGGCAUCUAAGUGGUUAAUGCAUGGCACCUGCUAAACAUGUUGUGUUAUAUGCUAUUUCCAGAGAAAAACACAGUUAUCCUGUUAAUGUUAGAGCUGCAUUUGUAAUUAAUCAAUCCUUUUUUAUUUGGCAUUCUUAACCAAUCAGAAGAUGUUUUACCUGUAUACGUCACUAAAUAAUAUGCAAACUUAUGUGAAAAGUUAAGAGCAACUGUUACAUUAUGAUCUUUAUUUAUUUCUACAAAGGAUUUGUAAAAUAGCAGAGUAUUUGCACUUCAAUAUGAACAUAUUCUAAAGAUGCUAUAAAAAUAAACGUACAGUGAGAAAGCCUAAUAUGUAUUUUUUCAUGUACUGUAAUUUGUCAGUUUAGGGUUAGAAGUAGGUUAGUGUGCCCAGUCAUGAAAUCAAAGUGCUCUUAGUUCCACUCAGGGCUCGUACAUGGUAAAUGACACUCCAUUGCCAGACCAGAGGAAGAGCUUAAAGGGACGUAAAGAAAAUGUUGUUAGAUCUAUGAAAAAGCAGCAAAUAAACAUUUUAAAAUAUUUUUUGUACAAGUGUGAUCAAUGACCUCAUUUAGAAAUAAUUUAAUGCAUUUUAAAUGCCCUGUUUUAGAUGCCAUAAAUAAAAAAUACUUUGUUUAAAGGGAUGUGAACGUCAGAAUUGAACUUUCUUGGUUCAGAUAGAGUACGAGAGAGAGACUUUUCUGUGUACUUCUUUUGGCAAAACGACACAUAGGUAGGCUCAGGAUCAGCACUGCUGGGAGCAUGCUGGUGAUUGCUUGCUUCACAUAUGUCUCCUGUCAUUGGCUCAUCAGAUGUGUUUAACUAGCUCCCAGUAGCACAUUGCUGCUCUGGAGCUGACUUUACAUAUGUGUUCUUUGCUGGGGUUAAACUUAGUUAAAUGCAUGGAAUAGUGCAAUGUUAAAAUGCUGUAGCACAGGGCGUUUUGUUUUUGCACUUCUGUCCCAUCUAAAACAUGUUAACUCUGUGUAAGACCUCCCUACUGCUCGUGUUAUUCUAUGAUGCCUAUUCAUUUAGAGAGCGGUCUCUUUUGGGAUUCAGAUAGAGCAUGCAAUUUAAAACAACUUUCUAAUGUAUUUCUGUAAAUGUUGUUCUCUUGGUAUCUCUUGUUGCAAAGCAGGGACAAAUGCUUAGGAGAUGGUCUCUUUCUGGAGCACUAAAUGGUAGCAGUUCUGCAAGAGCACCAAAUGGCAGCACUAUCCCUGCUAUAUAGUGCUCCAGAUGCCUACCUAGGUAUUUCUUUAACACAGAAUAUCAUGAGAACAAAGCAAAUUUAAUGAUAGAAGUAAAUUAUUUAUUUUUUAUGUUAUGCUCUGUCUGAAUCAUAAAAGAAAUAAUUUGGGUGCAUAUCCAUUUUAACACAGGAAUUAGAGUGAUUCCAUGCACUAAAGAGAAAUCUUAUAUUGACAGGUGCUUGAUUAAACAGCUGCAGCGUGUAUUGGCCAUGUGGUGUGUCCCUUUAAAUGUAACCAGGAACUAUUGUAACCUUUAGUGAAUAUAAACUGAUAUCUGUGUUUUUAAUAAACCAUUAUAUCUCAA
Messenger RNA from Bombina bombina (fire-bellied toad), 5892 nucleotides. It is a transcript of the gene RAB3GAP2, whose product is annotated as RAB3 GTPase activating non-catalytic protein subunit 2. Lineage: Eukaryota; Metazoa; Chordata; Amphibia; Anura; Bombinatoridae. Gene Ontology annotation, biological process: regulation of GTPase activity. The record is from RefSeq and is a predicted model, not a curated record.